ACGUCGCUACGUCACACAAACGCAGAGGCACAAACAAGGAAGUAGCAGGGGAGCUGCAGCUGAAAAUGUUAACGUUUAGUUUAACGUUCGUACGACAUGGGGAAACUCAAUCCAACAAGGACAAGCUGCUGCAAGGUCAAGGCGUGGACAAUCCUCUGUCAGAGACGGGUGUGCGGCAGGCUGAAGCCGCCGGACAAUACCUCAAAGAUAUUCCGUUCAGCAAUGUGUUUGUCAGUAACCUACAGCGGGCUAUGCAGACAGCUGAAAUAAUUCUGAGGAACAACACUCACUGUUCUGGCACCGAGAUGGUUCUGGAGCCGUUACUCAGAGAAAUGAGUUUCGGUGUCGCUGAGGGACGUCCCAAAGAGGAUCUGAAGAACAUGGCCAACGCCGCUGGUCAGGCGGGCCGUGACUACACACCGCCAGGAGGAGAGACGACAGAGCAGGUGAAGCUGCGAUUCAAAAAAUUCCUCAAAAUCCUUUUCGAGCGACUGUUGGAUGAGCACGGCUUGUCGGGACCAGAGGCGUCUUCGGGGGCGGCCGGAGAUGCCGCGGCCUCAGACGUCCCUCCAGACGGCUCGGCCGACGACGGUCUCCAGGGGGUGUCGGUCCACGCUCUGGUGGUGAGCCACGGCGCUUUCAUUCGUAUUGCCGUGCGGCACCUCGUGGAGGACUUGGAGUGUGCCAUCCCCGCGUGGGUGAAGAUGUCGCAUCUGUUCUCCCCCUGUCCUAACACGGGCAUCAGCCGCUUCAUUCUCACCCUGAGCCGGUCCGAGUCCAGGCCGGCGCUCGCUGCUGCUCGCUGCAUUUUUGCCAACAGAAAGGGCCACCUAGAAAACCUCUCGCCUGCAGAGUAGUGUGAAGGAAUGAAGCUUCCAUGGAAAGGAUUGUAGGACUAUCAUCAACACUAAAGGGAACAAAACGUCAGAGUUACCACAGGGUGAAUGAUGUUUUUUCCAUAAUCAUGUUUACUGUGGAUCAUUGUGCAGCACUGUCAUAUUAUGAACCCGUGUCCUUCCAGCUGUAGGCCAGCUUGUGUGUCAUUUUUUAAAUUGGUGGUUUAAUUGCCUGUUUAAUCAUGUUAUACCAAAGUCUAAAUUAUUCAAAGUGUUCGUGAACAGCCAGUAGGUUUUACGUUUCCAGCGUCUGUCUGCUGUGGUGCUGCUCGUUUGACUUGUGCAAUACAACAUGAACGCACCGACUCGUUGUUGAGUUUCUGUUUAGCAAAGAAAAUAAAAAUAUAAAUCAUUUUGCAUACAGAAUGCUGUGGAACUUCAUAUGUCACAUCUGUGGAUGUAUUUGUAGCUUUUUAAUGCUGAUUUUUAUUUAUUUUUAGCCUUGUUUUCUUCAUGGAGUUACUGAGACCUCAAUAUUAAGUCCAUAAACUUAUAUCCUCCAAGUGUACUGAGGUAUUCUAAUCCUUAACAAACUACAAAGACAAAGGCCCUUAUUCUUAUUUAUACUUUCACAGGAAGCUUUUGGUGCAAUUCCUGAUUAUUGUGGUGCAUGUAACGCUCGCUGGCACAAGAAAAUGAACUUUUUAAAUCAAUUCGAGCACAUUUACUGAAAAAAAUCCACAUGCUUCUACUACUUUCAGCUCCACUUUUCUGAAGAAAUAGCACUUUUUACUCCACUGAAUUUCAAAGUUAUUUUACUGAUGAUGAUUUUACAAACAGAACCUGUGAUUACUUAUAAAAAUAUGAAGAAUAUUAAACCCCCCUCACAGUAAAUAGACUUUUAGGCCCGGUUUUGUGUUCAGGGCUUAAAUGAAACCACGACUAAACUAGUCUGGUUUAAAUGAAUCCACACUAAUCCAGCUGCUUUCUACGAUGUCAUUUAACUCCAUUGCAAUAUUCCGUUGGUGGGUCUGGACGGCCAUGCUGUUCCAUGCCAAAACCUUGAGGUGAUGAGUGCUUGUAAGGACGGAGGUGUCGGAAGCAAACAAAACAUUUCAGCUGCGUUGUGUUUGGACGUACGAAAACGGUCACGAAAAUCUGUGUGUCAAAUUAAUUCGACGGGUUGCUUUGUUCUUUCUGGUCUUGGUGGUCUUUCAGCGUCAUUGAUGUACUCGAGGUCGUCCAUUUUCACCAUGCGCCGCCUUUACUCUGAAGUUAAAUCUGCCUCUGUCCGGGUUUACUUCAACCCUUUGACGCCUGUUGUCGCAAAUUCACAACAUACCGCUUUCAUUCAGACUGAGAUAGCGAAUUCAUCCCCCCAUUGCUGAACCUUUUGCAACCACUUGUUUCUCGUAGGACUGGUCAGAGUGAGACCUCAUUAUUAUAUAUCUGUUAUUAUUGUUAUUAUAUGUCUGUUCUAUGUGUAAUAGACAAAUCAACAAUCUCCACUUAUUUUAGCAUCAGCUGGAAAGCAAAAACAUGCAGAAGUUUUUUAAAAAAUUUAGUUGUAAAUAAAUUCAGGCGUCAAGGAGUUAAGUCUUGAUUUAGACCUGGAUUAGUUCUAGCAUCCCUUCAAGAAAGGAGCUUGUUUAACUCAAGACUAGGACAAAUGAGAGACUGUUUUAAUCCGUAUCCGAGAAUGUCGUGUCAGUAAGUCUUGGUUUACAAUGUGAUUUAUUCUAGAACUUAAUCCCUGUACAGGAAACCGGGCCUUAAUGUUAAUGCACCAAUAAUAAUUUGAGUCUUAAAAAGGCUGUUGUGCUGCAUAAUUAGGAAUACUUUAUUACUUCAGAAAAGUUUUAAAAAUGGGACUUUUGUUUGCAAUAUGAUUGAAAUAUGGUGUUGUUAAUUCUUCCACUACUGACAACAAUCAGUUAAAAAGCAUCACCCACUGAAAUGUGCAAACUUUGAACUGUUAUCCCACUUCAGUAUUCUUCUGCUUGUGUCUCAGAAUGUUAUUUUAUUAUUAUGAACUUUAAAUAAGUUACUGAGCCUUCUCUUUUUCUGGUUCGUGUUCAGAAAUAGCCUUAAAGCAUUGGCUAUGGAUACCACACUCGUAUUUCCAUCUAAGGCUAAUGAAGUCACCUCUACAACCCACACAUUGCAUAUUUUGUGUUUAUUUAGCAAGAAAUUGAAGUCUCAAAAUAAUGUUUUAUUUGUCACCGCACUACUUUGUGGUUCGGCUCUUUAAAUUCCUGGAAAUCCUUCCUCGUUGCCCAGCGCGUUUCCCUAAACGCUCCAUCAGGAGGUCAAAAGUUAACGUAGGGCUUUGACCGGUUUACUGCGAGUUAAGGGGGAGCGUCACCUUCAAAUAUGAUAGAUUUGGGUGAAAAAGUCAAAUUUUAAAAAAGAUGAUUAUCAUAUACCUAAACAUGCAUUCUUUCUCCUGAUGAGUUGUUUUUUUUUGAUUUGAUUGCUUAUAUAAUGAGUCAUUAAUCAUAAACUUUAAGUGCCGAUUUCUCAAAACUUGAUUUUCGGACACGAAUAAACUGCCCCUUAAUUUAUCGUCUUACGCUUUUGACCAAAACUUCCCAUUUUUGGCAUGCUGCUAGUACAGGCUAUGUAGAAUGCAACUAUUAGCCAUUUUUUUUUGAUAACUUCAUUCUAUGCUGAGUUAUAUGAGAUAAUCUUUGUAGCAAUUGUUUCGUUUCAUUACCACGGUAACCACAGUGAAAUAUGACAAAAUGCCUAACAGGUGCACAGGUCCAUACUUAAAGCACUACGUGGUGCAUUGGUAUCAUUUUAUGUUAAAUAUUGCAUGAAAUUUUGCUUGGGGCAAAUACAAGAUGUAAUUUUGGGUUCCUUAAUUCAUCAGUAUUUAAUUUCAGUCCAGUUGUUCAAAAUGAAAAAAAAAAUGGUUUCACAGUAAAGUUGGUGUUUAGAGGUCUCUAAAAAUGGACAGGUUGCAUACCUUAUCUUAAAAAGUGUGUGCAAUAUGAAGCUUUCAACAUUGGUCAUUUUUAGUACUCGGCCGGGUGAAGCGCCCCCUUAAGGCAAAGCUGCUAACUGAGGUGUGUUUUUAGUUUGACUCGGCUGCAGAGUGUGUGUCUGUUUGCUCAUUAGAUGGAAGAAAAAUGCAGGAGAUUCACUAACGAGAGGAACUGUGUCACUGUUAAACCUUUCACAGAGAACACUUCUGUACAUAAUAGACCGGCAUGUUAAAUAACACACUCAACUCAUUUCCUUUAUUACUUUAUUUUGUCCCAGAUUCAAGCAACGCUCCAUUUACAACUCCAGCUCAUACAUUCAAAGACAAACCAUGUUUUUUUUUGUUUACGUACACUGUAACUGCAUCCUUAUAAAUACCAUAAAUAACAAUAAAGGAAUGGAUUUAAAUAAAUAAA
Molecule: messenger RNA, 4240 nt
Organism: Acanthochromis polyacanthus (spiny chromis)
Lineage: Eukaryota; Metazoa; Chordata; Actinopteri; Pomacentridae
Gene: tigarb
Product: TP53 induced glycolysis regulatory phosphatase b
Exons: 6
Coding region: 66-857 (263 amino acids)
Biological process (GO): negative regulation of glycolytic process; fructose 2,6-bisphosphate metabolic process; negative regulation of programmed cell death
Cellular component (GO): cytosol
Molecular function (GO): fructose-2,6-bisphosphate 2-phosphatase activity
Source: RefSeq, a predicted model, not a curated record